UUGGUUGCAGACGAGAAAGCGUGAGCAGCACUAAACUGGAACACUGCGCAGGAGUCAAUCCGGUUACUAGUGUAGCAGUAGCUAGUUGUGGAAGAACACCUAGCUAUAUUGUUUGCUCGUAGUUGUAACCAGUACAAAAAUGCUACGGAAAAAAUCAACCAGCAGGGAAAAGAAAAGGAAAAGUUCACAUUCGGAAGAGCAGCAUGUCCACAGAAGACGCAGGUGUACAGAAUCUAGCGUGGAGGACUCCAAGGACGAGCAGGCAGAUCUGGAGUUGGAUAAGCCUGGCAGCGACGUCGAGGAGGGAGGACUGGACCUUAGUGUGCCAUUUCAACCCAUCAGUGCCUAUGUUGCAGACAGGCACGAGAUGCUAGAUCAGUGCUUUCACGUGCUUGGGGAGAGCAAGCUGCAGAAGAUGCUGCCUGAUGAACUCAAGAACUGUAGUCUGGAUGAAAUCAAGACGUUGUGUUGGGAACAGCUGGAGCAGCUGUCUCAAAGCCACCUCCUUCAGAUACUGGAGGGUGAAGAGCUGACUGGUUCAUCUGGAGAAGAAGGGGAUAAAAAAAAUGCUGCCACCGAUAGCCAGCAGGAUAAUAAUGUGGAUUCCACGUCGUCCCUCAAAGAGAGUGUUGAAGUGGAGGAUAUCAAGCAAGAAGGUGGUGUCUCGGAGGAGAGCGACGUCCUUAGCAUCAACGCCGACACCUACGACAGUGACAUCGAGGGACACAAAGACGAGCCGUCCGAAAAAACAGAGGAAGCCGCCGGGACCAUGGACGUAGUUGCCGGGGCAACAUCUGACCCCGGCCCCUCCGCAACCCCAGCCCCUGCCGAUGGGAAACCAGUUGCGGACAAACCCCCCGAACCCAAGAAGGAACUCCAGAAGGACAUAGACAAAAGCGUUAGCGAGAUCCUAGCCUUAGCAUCGACGCCUAACCAGGAAGAGAUCCUAGCUUUAGCAUCGACGCCUAACCAGGAAGAGAUCCUAGCCUUAGCAUCGACACCUAACCAGGAAGAGAUCCUAGCCUUAGCAUCGACACCUAACCAAGAAGAUACUAAAAAACUGAUGGCGCUGCCGCUAGCCGCUGCUCCAGAGGCCCCCUUGUUGGUUACGAGGUUACCCGCUCAGAGUGCACCCGUCCCUGGCCUAGCUCCUGCACCAAGCCAGCCCUCAGCACAGCAGCUGGAGCUCCUGGAGCUAGAGAUGAGAGCCAGAGCCAUUAAGGCCCUAAUGAAAGCGAACGAUGUGAAGAAACAGAUGUUUUAGACGUUUUCAAAAUAAUUUCAUUUUCCCGAAAAGGAGCCGUAUGAUUCACGUUGUUGUUGUUGUUCUUUGAAUUUUAGGAAGGAUUGUAUCGAGUAAAGUUUUUUUCUUCUUCUA
Molecule: messenger RNA, 1378 nt
Organism: Coregonus clupeaformis (lake whitefish)
Lineage: Eukaryota; Metazoa; Chordata; Actinopteri; Salmoniformes; Salmonidae
Product: caspase activity and apoptosis inhibitor 1
Exons: 6
Coding region: 140-1264 (374 amino acids)
Source: RefSeq, a predicted model, not a curated record